AUGGGUGUUCAAAAGAAAACUCGCAAGUUUGCGGUUGCUAAGCGUACUAUUCAACUCCGGGAUAACCGUCUAAAAGCUAAUGACAAGUCCGCCAAGGACGAGAAAAACAAAGGCAAAGAUGAUGUGAUUCGUGAAGCACCGCAGGUUCCUUCUUCGCUCUUCUUCCAGUACAACACGGCCCUGACGCCACCCUACUCCGUCCUCGUUGAUACCAACUUUAUCUCUCACACAAUUCAACACAAACUUGACGUUAUCCCAACCAUGAUGGACUGUCUGUACGCCAAGUGUAUUCCGAUCAUCACGGACUGCGUUCUUGCCGAGUUGGAAAAAUUGGGCCAGAAAUACCGUCUGGCCUUGCGAGUGGCCAAGGAUCCUCGAUUCGAGCGCAUCAAGUGUGAUCACAAGGGAACAUAUGCAGAUGACUGCUUAGUGGAUCGAGUCAUCAAGCACCGUGUCUACAUUGUGGCCACCAACGAUCGCGAUCUCAAGCGUCGUAUUCGAAAAAUCCCCGGUGCACCCAUCAUGAGUGUCGCUCGUGGUAAAUACGUGAUUGAACGACUGCCCGAUGCUCCCGAGAAGUGA
Molecule: messenger RNA, 582 nt
Organism: Penicillium oxalicum
Lineage: Eukaryota; Fungi; Ascomycota; Eurotiomycetes; Eurotiales; Aspergillaceae
Product: rRNA-processing FCF1 family protein
Exons: 4
Coding region: 1-582 (193 amino acids)
Cellular component (GO): small-subunit processome; nucleolus
Source: RefSeq, a predicted model, not a curated record